Molecule: messenger RNA, 1209 nt
Organism: Linum trigynum
Lineage: Eukaryota; Viridiplantae; Streptophyta; Magnoliopsida; Malpighiales; Linaceae
Source: the annotation of a GenBank genome assembly
CGAUCUGUACAAAUAUAUGUGGGUUUAUUUUUUUCCCUCCCAAAAAUUGCCCCUGUCCCGGGACAGGGGCAAACACCCCUGCCUCCGCCUAUGGGUUUACGUGGAAGCUGAUCCUAAUGGAGAGGAUAGCUGGAAGUUGGAUCCCAUCGUUGAGCUUCUGAAGCAGGGCGCCGUUGGUGUCAUUCCCACUGAUACUCUGUACGCCAUAGUUUGUGAUUUGAAGAGCCCAUCAGCUAUUGAACGUCUUCGUAGGAUUAAACACAUUGAACCAUCCAAGCCUCUCAGCAUCUUAUGCCGCUCUUUGCGAGAUAUAGACAUGUACACGACUGGUUUCCCUCGCGGUGAUGGCCAAGGACAUGCGAGUAUCUUCCGAGCUGUUAAGCAUUGUUUACCCGGACCGUACACUUUCAUAUUGACUGCAAGCAAGGAGUUGCCUAAACGAUGUAUGAGGUAUGGGACUCCAACUGCCAAAUAUGCUGCUCGGAAGGAUGUGGGCGUCAGGAUGCCUGAUGAUGCCAUUUGCCGGGCAAUACUUGAAAAGCUUGACGCACCACUGAUUUCCACAAGCGUGAAGGGCCUUAAGGAAAAUGAAUGGUUGUUGGAUCCUGUUGCAAUAGCCGAUGCAUAUGGAUCAGAGGGACUGGAUUUCAUUAUCGAUGGCGGUGUGAGAGUUGCUGAUCCUUCCACUGUGGUUGACAUGACAAGAAUAACUCCAGUAGUCGUACGGCAAGGAAAGGGACCUAAACUGCCGUGGAUGGAGUCUGAAGAAGACAGUGAAUCAGCUUUAAAGCCUGAAGACCUUAUACCUUAUACUACUUGAGAUAUGUAAAUCCUGCUGAAUCUUGUUUGCUUGAGACUUUUAAGACGACAUUGUACAGCUAAUUCAAGAUCUUGUUGAUAAUCUAAGUAAAAUGAAAUGUAUAGCUGAGGGAGUAAGACCUGUCAUGAGGAACUCCAUUGUCUGUUCCUGCUAAUUUUCUCAAUUGGGUAUGAAUUAAAUUUAGCAUAAUAUUUGUGGCCUUCAAUUUUAGCCUUGAAGCUGACCAUUGUGAUUAUCAUUAAUCUCUUUGUUACAAAAGCACCGAAGAGGGAGUAUGUUGCUAUAGUUCAUUAUUACUCGGAGUACACAGUUUUCAUAUGGCGAUUGACUAACAUUUAAUGGAGUUUGGUCUUUUUGGACGGUGAAAAUAAUAAAUGUGGACUUGCUUC